AUGGAAUCAUUUUUAAGUACUGCUGAUUUAUUUAGAGCCUCUCCAUUGGUUUUUUGGUGCUGGGUAUCCAUAGAGCUAUCUGUUCCAAGUGAAUUUCCUCCUUCUGUUCGCUCAACAUUUCAAAUUCGAAGCUCAUGAUUUCCCCUCCCUUGCAUUUUGUCGUAUAAGAUUCCAGCACUGGUUCCUUAGGCUUCGUAAGCUAUCUAACCAUGCAAUAGAGCCAAAUGAAACGCUUGCACACAGUUUGUUUCCAUCAUGCAGUUGAAAGAAGAAGGGUGAUUUAUACUAGACAUUGGUUCUCUUCCUCAUUGAAAGCUUUGCCCAUUCUCUCGAAGAUUAGAGAGGGCCCAUCAGUAUGCCAGAAAAAUUGAGAUCCUCCGGUGUGACUUUGAAGAGUCAAUAUCAUCUGAUGGAUAUCAUCUAUUAAGUAAUUAUGCUAUCACAAUCAUAGACUGAAUGCUCAUUGAGAGAAUGCACUGUGCUCAUCUCAGUAUCUAAUCAGUUUGGGUAGUCUGCCAUGAAUUUACAGAGAUUAAAAAGCUUUGAUAGGAAAGUUCCCAUUGUCUUGCAAUUGGUGGAUGAUUAAUGGAUGCUACGCCUCUGUUGAAGUUGUUUAGUCUGCGAAGACUUUCUUGGACCUCCAGUACUGUCGGAGACCACAAGGUACAUUGGUGUUUCUUUUAAUUAUUCCUAGUUUAAAAAUUCUACUCCGGUUGGCAUCUCUGCCUCCCAUAAGAGCAGCCGUGUUGGUUUGCAGGCUGCAUUGCCUGUCACAGAAGUUGAAUCGUUUCAAUUAGAAAUUGCUGAUGCAGAAGAAAGAGAAGCUCAUCUGAAAGCCAAGUAAAUUCUUCCGGACUUCCAUUUUUUAUCAUAGUAAAUUAAGGCCCUGAUUCCAUCGGAUAUCAUACAUCCUCCUGCCUCAAUGUUACGAAAUAUAUUCCUACAUCCUUCUUCCUCAAUGUUACGAAAUAUUUACCUUAUUAUAAUUUCCUCGUAUUCAGUAAACACUUCUUUGUGUCUUAUAUUGCGUAUUGAAUCAUUUAUGCUCUCUGGAGUAAUGAACUUAGAUGUUGAUUCGUUUGGACAAAAUUAUGAGCUCACAUGGAUCCUGCCUCGUUCGGCAUUCUCUGCAUGGGCCUUUUUAGUAGGCUUUUUUCGGUUUUCGCUAAUAUUAUUUUAACUCCAUUUAGAACACUACUCAGAUCGGCAUGUUUGCCAAGGGCAUACAUUGCAGCAUGCACCUCACAUCUCUAGACUUCUCUCUUUUUCCAUUAGAUUAGCACUUCUCAGUUGCUUCCUCCCCGAUUAUGUGACAUCACGUUGGCCUAAUUUUCGUGAGUUUGACAUCCAUAUUGCUCCAUAUAAAGUACUAAGCGCCAGUGCCUUGUGAGAUGGUAGAAACUUGUGUUCAAUGUACUAAGUGCCAGUGCCUUGUGAACCUACGUCAGAAAUUCCAAGAGAACCCCGUUCGAGUACUUACUGAUCAUAGUAUGGAAAACUUGAUGAUGCUCGAUAAACUGUGAUUGGUCAUUGUUCAUUCGUUUUUCUUUAAACAGCCUAUUCUGUAUUCCAUCAAAACGAAGAAUCCUCGUGGGGGUGAAACUUUCGAUUAAGAUGUUUUCAUAUCUGCCUCUUUUCGUGGUAUAUAAUGCUUUUGAGAUCAAGUGUUUCAGAACGUUCUUUAGAUGACCAUAGUGCUCACAAAUGUGGGUUUUGGAACACAAAUGAGGCACUUGAAACUUGUGAUUAUUCAGAGCAAAUCAUUUGGGUUAUCUAACAAAAAAGUGUUUGAUUGUUUAUAUUUCUGGAUUUAUUGGAGAAAUAUAAAAUACAGUGCAGAGAAUAAAGUACUAUUUUAUCUUCUCUUAUUAUUCUUUAUACUAUCAUUCAAUUCUACUUUUACUUGUAUUUCUUUGAAGAUUGGGUUUUUUUUUUAUUCUUCUCAUUCAAUUCGUCACAUUAUCUCCCAUUAGAGUUAAACUUCUCCACUUUUUACCAAAUUUAUUGGUUGCACCUCUUUUUUACUCCUCAGAGAGCUUAUAGUUUCUCAUUGGGACUGCUGUUUCUUCAAAAAAAAUUUCCAGAUUAGACCAUGUUGAUGGGAUUCUGAGAUCUGCUCGUCUUGCUGACUACCUAUAUGUUAGAACUGUAAGAAUUCAAUUUAGCAUUUGAUUGUGGAAGGUAUAUAUUUUAAUUCAUAGUAAAGACUUUGAAAAUUUUCAAAUUUCUUCCACAUUCUAGAGAUGGACAGAGCUGCCUGGGGAGCCUCCAAUAAUAGAUGAUACUGAGGUAGAUGACUGGCUUCCCCAGUUUGUGGUCUUUAGCGACUCAUGCAUCCUCUACUACCAGAAAUCCACCGGUAAUGAUUUUUUUCAUGUGAUCUGCUGCUUUAGUUGGUCUCUAGGCUAGCUUGUGAUCUGUUAUUUCAGCAGACUUUAUGACUAGCAUGGCAUCUCUAGGAUCAAUGCAGGGUUAGGUUUAGGAGAUCUUAGGAGACCCAUAGGAUAGGAUUCUCAUGAUCUCCGAAACAGUGUACUGAAACCCUCUUGAAGGCUUUCGGAGUUGGUUUUUCGUUCAGACUCUAAAACCCUAGAGGCUCUCUACCCUUUCUUCUUUACAAUGCAACUCUUCCUCUGCUAAUCAGAUCUGCAUCAAUAGGCAAAAGCUAGCUAAAAAAUCGUUUAUCAGCCAUGGCUAAAUGCAUUCUGCUGGCUUGCUGCAGACUUGAGCCCUCAAGACUCCAUCUUAUUAUCCGAUGUUGUUGAAGUGGGCCUGCUCCCGAGCUUUGAGAGAGGAGAUCAAGAAAUAUUGCAUGGGUUCUUCAUCUUGACCAGUCGAGGAUCAAAGUCUGAGUGUGCGAGUCUCUCUAAGGUACAGGUGAGCUCUUAUUCCCAUCACGCUUUAUAUUUUAGAGCGAGAGAGAGAGAGAGAGAGAGAGAGAGAGAGAGAGAGAGAGAGAGAGAGAGAGAGAGAGAGAUCUCAGAGUAAUGAGGACUGGAAAGAACGAAUGAGAGACAGGUGGAAAGGGCCAAAAACCCAAUCUUGGCUCACUCUAGGGGCUUUUGUAUGCCCUGAGAUUGAGGUAGUCAUAGCUAGGGAGGCAAACGGGCUGGGCCCGAUCUUGUGAUAGGCCCAUCAUAGGCCCAGCUCUUUAUAUCUGGGCCAAUAGAAAAGUUUCUGAAUGGGGCUCGAGCCCAUACCCCCGCGAAGGCGUGGUUGCUCGGAGAAGGCUUCUGGGUAUGGCUCCUCUUUGUCUGUGGACUAAAAUAUUUAAAGAGAGAGCCCGGAAUAAUUGGGCCCGGGCUGGCUUCUGGACUUAUCUUACCCAAAUUUAAUAAGAUCCUUCCCCGCCAAACACUUUCUGAUCCCGAAUUCUUUUUCUAUUUCUAGGUGGAUUCGUGGUUGACUACGCUGCAGCUAAUGGGAUGCCACGUAGGAUCUACAUCAGAUCCAGAUGAGUUGACCGAGUAA
This is a messenger RNA of Spirodela intermedia, 3471 nucleotides long. The record is from the annotation of a GenBank genome assembly. NCBI's taxonomy places the organism in Eukaryota, Viridiplantae, Streptophyta, Magnoliopsida, Alismatales, Araceae.